AUGGAACAGAAGGAGACCGAGGAGCAGCUCCAGAUGCGCCGCGUCGCGUUUUUCGCGGUCGUCAUCUCCACCGCGGCCGUAAUCGCUAGUGUUGUCACACUGCCCAUGCUCUACAGCUAUGUCCAAUCGUUCCAAAGUCACCUCAUCGUCGAAACGGAGUACUGCAAGGUAAUGCUUCUUUAG
Messenger RNA from Cooperia oncophora, 183 nucleotides. NCBI's taxonomy places the organism in Eukaryota, Metazoa, Nematoda, Chromadorea, Rhabditida, Trichostrongylidae. The record is from the annotation of a GenBank genome assembly.